Bathycoccus prasinos is the source of this 1248-nucleotide messenger RNA. RefSeq lists its product with no specific name. The record is from RefSeq and is a predicted model, not a curated record. Lineage: Eukaryota; Viridiplantae; Chlorophyta; Mamiellophyceae; Mamiellales; Bathycoccaceae. Gene Ontology annotation, molecular function: phosphoprotein phosphatase activity. The coding region runs from base 1 to 1248 and encodes 415 amino acids. The transcript has a single exon.
AUGGAAGAAGAAAAACGAGAGCAAAAGAAGGGAGAAGAAAGACGGAAGAAAACCCCUAAUGACGAUGGAGGCGGCGAAGACGAAGAAGGAGAAGAAGAGGCAGAGAAAGAUACCGAGAACAAUGAUGCUGAGGAUGGAAAAGACGAAGAAGAAAUAGAAGAAGAAGAAGACAGCUUGUUGCCCGAAUCGUUCGGGCAGCGACCGGCGAAGGAUAAGCAACCUCGUCAAGUCGUGGAAAAGAUUUUCGUAGAUUUAGACGAACUCGCGAAGAACAAUGAUUUCAAACCAGAAAACUGCGAGAAUAAGAAUUUAAUUGUCAUCGAUUUGAACGGAUUACUCAUGCAAAGGAGUUUCAGCCCACUCGGUACAUCUACUUCCGGUUUUAGAAUUGAUCAGGACGCAAAAGUAGGUAACUUUUACGUAUACAACAGACCUCACAUGAAAGAUUUUCUGGACUUUUUACACGAGAAUUUCACGGUAGGGGUUUGGUCGAGCGCUACGGAAUACAAUGCGCGAAUGCUAGUACGCCAUCUUUGGGGUAAGAAAAAAGAAAAGCAGCUCGCGUUUGUAUGGGGACAAGAAAAAUGCACAAAUGUUGGUGUUUUUACAGAGCCAAGGGUCAAGCCCGUCUUUUUGAAGGAGCUCGAUAAAUUAUGGUCGCACAACCCCGAGAUGGAAAAGUUUAGAGGUACCCACACGGUGCUUAUAGACGACUCGCCAUAUAAAGCGGUGAAUAAUCCAAUGCACUCCGCUCUCCAUCCGGCUGAGUUUAAAAUUGUAUUUAAGGAAGGCGAUCCUUUGGUUAGCGCUCCUUCUGCUCCUCUUCUUCCCGAAUCAAUUGAAUUAAAACAAAUGAAAGGAAUAAAACGCGCGAGCGGCAUCGCUCCAAGUUUAGGUAAAAAACGUCUGAAAAAGUUUAUCAAGGAGACGCGCACCUCGAGUACAUUUGAUCAACUUUCAGGGAAUGAUUUUUCUCGAUUUCAAGUAGAAGAAGACGACGCGCUUGCGCCGGAAGGAGAGUUGCGGUCAUACUUAGCCGAAUUAGUCGCGAACGAGAAAGGCGCUGCAGCGUUCAUAGAACAAAAACAGUAUGCGGGGAAGCAAGCCCCGCUCGGUCCAAUAGAUAUAGUGAAAGAUAUGGUAGCUAAAGCAAAAGAAAUUGAAGCUAAUAUAGCGAAUGGAAUUGUUUUGACGUCGCAAAUGGUUAAAACGAAAGAUGCCGCCGAGAUAUGUUUAGACGACUUAUAA